AUGCUAAAGUGUGAGUCGAAAUUAGUGAAGUUCCUUUUCGAACAAAACGGCUUAAUUUCAACUGACAGACAUGAUUGGAAUGUACUUUGGACUCAUACGCAGGGAAAAACAUACUUUUAUGAAAGACUAACACAGUUCUAAAAAAUCAAUCACUUUCCUAAUAGUACUGAAAUUACAAAAAAAGAUAGACUUGCUGUAAAUGUAAUCAAGAUGUAGGAUAGAUAUUCAAGAACCUAUUUUAAUUUUAUACCUGAAACCUUUAUAUUACCAGACUAAUUUGCUGAAUUCUAAGAAAAAUUUGAGCAACAAGAAGCUAGAAUUAAAUCAUAAUUUUAAAGUGGAUUGGGACCUGGAGAGGGAAACAUUAAUUAAAGACCUAUUAGGAAAAACUUUUGGAUCAUAAAGCCCACUUGCUCUUCAAGAGGGAGAGGAAUUUACAUAAUAGAUAACUUGAAAUAAGUGCCAAGACAUGAAAAUCUAGUAAUUAGUCGAUAUCUUGAUAACCCUUUGUUACUUUAUGGGCAUAAAUUUGAUUUAAGAAUAUAUGUAGUGGUAACUAGUUAUGACCCUUUAAGGGUAUAUGUUUAUCGUGAGGGGUUAGUUAGAUUUGCAAGUGAAAAAUAUGAUAUUACUAAAUUUAAUGACGAGACUAAAUAUUCUCAUUUGACGAACUAUAGUAUUAAUAAGAAAAAUGAGAACUAUAUUUAAAAUGAGGUGAGAUAAAACAAUUUAAUUAUUUAUAGAAUGCUGAUGAAGAUGAUAGUGGGUUUAAAUGGAGCUUCAGUGCAUUUAGUGAGCAUAUGUGUUUAAAUACCUCAAGAUAGUAUGAUGAAUCCACAUCUCAAGAAAAUAGAUCAGAAUAAGAUGAAUACAGAGAAAUCAAGGAGGUAAACUCUCAGUUUAAAUAGAACAUUCUAAAAAGAAAAUCCUAAUGAUAGGUAUGAGAAUGAAAACUCUGGUUUUACAGAGUAGAUUAUUCAAGAAAUGCACAGUCAAUUGAAAAUGAUGGAUGAUCUAAAUUACUAAUAAAAAGAUUUUAUUUGCUAGUAUAUUCAGCUACCUACAAAGUCAAAGGAAUUUAUAAUAGAAAACACUGACUUCUAUGAUUGCUUUAUUAGUUCAAAUAAGGGAAAUUAGUAGAUGCUUUAUCAAUUCAUAUAAUCAGAUCAGUAUCUAGUUUUCAAAGAUAUCAAGAGAUGCAAUAACCUUUUUAAAAAUAUAAAGAUCUAGAAUUUGCCUCUAAAGCCAGUGAGAAACCUAUCGACUAAGAAUAAGAUAGAUUAAGUGUAACUAAAGAAUCAAAUUGAGAAAAAAAAGAAGGAUUAAAUAAAACUCAUAAUUUAGGUUCUGAAAAGAUUUAAAUUAGUCAUUUGCUCGAUAAUCGAAGAUGAAUUAGAACACGAUGUAGAUAUUGAAAUUGUUUAGAAAAUGGCAUUGUUUUUCACUAAUAAACAAGUAUUUAAUUUGGAAGAAUUAGACUUUUAGUUAGAUCUUGAUAGUAUAAAAUUAAAACACAUCUAUAGCUUAAUUGAUAGUCUGUACAAAAUAUUUAGCCAAAGCAUAAAACCUAAAUCAAAAAGUGGAAAUCAUCCAAAUGUUUUAAGACAAUCAGGAAAGAAUAUUCUUAAUUCAAACGUAAGAUCUUAAACGAAUUUAGCACAAAAUAGUGAUGAAUUCGAUAGUAUUGAUAAUGAAUAAUUAUUGACACAGAUUAUUAAAUAAACUUUGGAUAAAGUUGAGAAUGAUAAACAUGAUGAGAUCAAAUUUUUUCUAGAAAAAAAUAUGUUCACAACUAGGGAAAAUGAGAAGAUUAGUAUCCUUGAUAGCUUAAUAUUUGUUUCAAGUGUGAUAAAAUAAAACCAUCUUCCAAAGCUUAAGAUCUAGGUCGAUGAUUAGAGUAAUACAAAUGAUUUAUAUAGUUACUACUAGAACAAAAUUAAUUAAAAUUCACAUAGGCACAAAACGACUAAGUCAGUGCCAAAAUAGAAUGAAGUUUUGGUUACUAGCGUGAAAGGUUCUGAUUCUAUCAUGUCAAAAAUUAAAACAAAAGGAGUAUCUGAACCAUAAUUACUCUUAGGCUCUAAAAAUUUCAUCAAAUCAGAUUAUCUAAGCAAAUAAAUGGACAAGAGAGGAUCUUUGUAACCACCAUCAAAUAGGAACAAAUAGGAUGAUCAUGAUUAUGAAGGAUUCUAAACAGCAGAUAAUAGAGUGUAGAUUACAAGCAAAGAAGAAUAAAAUUCUUGCAUUAGGAUACUAUAGUAAAUUAUUGAGGAGAAGAAAGGAUAAUUUAUGGGAGGAUCUUCUUAGAAUUUCUUUAGACAAAGAUACAGUAAAGAUCAAGUAGUAAAUGUAAGUAACAAAAUAAUAUAGAAGGAGCUUUUGGAAUUGUCGACAUUGCAGAGUGCAAAAAAUAAUCCAGCAGAGCUUAGAGAUGCAAUAAAUUUCUUCAAUACAACCCUAAGCACUGUAAAAUAUGGUAAAUAUGGUAAUUACUAGCAGAGUAAUUCUCAGAAUGUGACUAAGAGUCGAAUUAGAAAAAAUGAGCUGAACCAUUCAAGCCAAUCAAAUAGGAAUAAUAAAAGUUUUUCUAACGGAAGUAAGGUGAAGUAAUACAUAGAAACUGAUAACUAGAAAAGCAAUCCAGGGCAGAUAUAUGAAAUUUAUGGGCCCUCAACUAAUGCCAGUCGGCUUGUGAACUAAAAAUUUAACAAUAUGGUGAAUAACAAUCAAAGUUUGAAAAACAUAUAUACUGAAAGCCUAAAAGCUAGAUUAGUAACUAUGAAUAGAGAUAGCUAAAACAAGAUAAGAAUAAAUGAGAAGUAGAAAGUCACAAAUAAUUAAUAGCAAUAGUCCCAAUAUUAAUGA
Molecule: messenger RNA, 2865 nt
Organism: Stylonychia lemnae
Lineage: Eukaryota; Ciliophora; Spirotrichea; Sporadotrichida; Oxytrichidae
Source: the annotation of a GenBank genome assembly